This is a messenger RNA of Closterium sp. NIES-67, 1838 nucleotides long. The record is from the annotation of a GenBank genome assembly. NCBI's taxonomy places the organism in Eukaryota, Viridiplantae, Streptophyta, Zygnematophyceae, Desmidiales, Closteriaceae.
CACGAGAGAUUAGGGUCAGCCAAGUUAGGGUUAGUUGUCACUCGGCUUCCGCUAACACUCCGUGACUCCACGAGCCCCAUGGCGAGUCCCCAGCAUGGCGACGACGGUCGCGUCGACCCCAACUUAGUGGACUUCGACGACUAUGCCGAUGCGGAUCCGCAAGGCGACGCGGCCGCAGGAGGCGGAGGCGGCGGCGGCGGCGGCGGCGGCACGGCCGACGGUAACGAUAACGGUAACGAUAACGACGACGAUGCGUACUACGAUGCGCGGCUGUUCGAAGACGAGGAGCCCGAGGAUCGCGGCGCACGGCGGCUCGUGAAAAAAGGCGGCGGAGGGGGGAGGGAGGACGAGGAGGAGCGGUGGGAGGAGGAGGAGGGCGGGGAGGGGUGGGCGGGAGCGGACCCGUGGGACAGGAGGGAUAGGGGGAAGGGGGGGAAGCGGAAGAAGGGCAAGGAGGGGAGGAAAUCGGGGGGUAGGCUUACGAAGGUUAAGAGACCCCGAGGAGGGGACGAGUGGGGCGGCGGGGGCGGCGGAGGGGGGUAUGAGGAGGGCGGCAGGGAGGCGUGGGACCAGGAACCGGCUAAUUCUGAGGAGGACGUGGAGGGCGCGCGCACGCGCGAGGACGAGGCGUUCAUCGACGACGCGGGCGUGCACCCGGACGACCGCGGGCACCUGGCGUACGACGACUACGACGACCAGCGCAUCUCCAACGCGCCGCAGGCGGAGGAGGAGGACGAGGUGGGGCGGCUGUUCAAGGGCGGUAAGCGGCGGCGCAACGAGAUGAGCGACGGCGAGAAGGCGCUGUUCGUGGCGGAGUUCCACGCCAAGAUGCUCAAGGCCGCCGAGGACGACGCGCUCGCCAACCGCCAGCACCGCCCCGCCAUCAACAAACUCCGGAUGCUGGGGGAGAUGCUCAGCACGCUCAGAAAGAAGCAUCUGCAGCGCGAGUUCCUGGACCGCGGCGUGUUCUCGUACCUCAAGAACUGGCUGGAGCCGCUGCCGGACCUGUCGCUGCCCAACAUCAAGAUCCGCACCAGCAUCCUCGAGCUCGUCAAGGAGCUGCCAAUAGACGUGGGUGGCAACACGGAGCGGAGGAGACAGCUCAAGGAAAGCGGGCUAGGCCGGGUGGUGAUGUUUCUGUCGAAGCUCCCAGAGGAGACGGUGCAGAACAGGAAGCUGGCCCGGGACCUCGUCGACAUGUGGUCGCGGCCCAUAUUUGAGAAGAGCACGCACUACCGCGACUUGCGGGACGACUAUGACCGGCCCAUGCGACCCCCACCCACACACAGAGAGGAGGCAGCACCACGUGUGUCCCACUCACGGCCCGACGACCUUGACCUCGACAAUACCGGCGAGGCAAGGGGGGAGGCGGAGGAGGAGGGCAGCGGUGCCAAGCGUGUGAUGACGCGCGUGCCGCAGCCCAUGGCCAUGGACUUCCGAGUGCGCCCCGAGAGCAAGGUCACCGAGGAGAUGCUGGCCCGACGCGGCCACAAGGACGCCAGACACCAGAGCGUGACAAAGAAGCUACAGAAGCUGAAGCAGAGCAAGAACAAGAACCUGCGAGCGGAAAAAGUGAGCGUGCAGGGUAGAGGCAUGGUCAAAUUUGUAUGAGCACAGCUUGGCUAGUGAAACUUCCACAUCAUGUAACACAGUAAAGGCACCGCUUGGUUGGCGCACGUGGAUAACGCAGUGAGCAUAGAAGUUGAGGGGAGAUUCAGACGAGUGGUGGGCGUUGAAGCAACUUGCUUGAUGGUGAGAUGGGAUGUGAACUUUUGUUCAUAUGGUGCUUCAUUUUCGUAUGUGCACCGUAUUUUUGCAAAUACACCCAGUGCCUCUUG